AAACUGAAAUUAAAUUGCAGAGAGAAACAGAGGCGGAGGGCAGCAGAGUGGUCGGGAUCCGGCGGAGACUCGUCGGAUUUCGCCCAUUUUUCUUCAGAGUUGCUUUAAUUAGAUUGCCACGAAAUCGAAGUUGUUCUUGAAAGGGAAAGGUUUUCGAAAAUGAAGGGAUCUGGUCCUCUUGUCGCGUCAAUGCUUGCUGCCUCUACGGUGGCUCUCACCUCCUCUUCCUCUCCGCAGGCAAACUCAUCGCCGGUGAAGAACGGUGGUUCAAAGAGCUGUACUUCCUCAUCGGAGAAGGAGAAGUUUGCGCCGAGGUUCGAUGGGUUGAAAUUCAUAGAGACCUUGGUGACAGCGCACAGAUAGACAAAACCUGCACAUCGAAACGCCGUCCUUUGUCUCCGUUUUAAUUAGCCAAGGUCGUGCAAAAUCAACCGUUAACUAAAACCAUUGGUUGUUGUUAAGAUGUGAAAUUUAAGACUAAGAGUGCCUUCUUUUUUCUUUUUUCUUUUUUCCUUUUUUCUCCGUCGUUUUCGUACACCUCUUUAUAUUUCUUUUGUCAUUCCGGCUUCUGACUUUCUGUUAAUUUGAUGUUUGGUGUCAAUUCCCUCUUUGUUUGUUUGGAAGUCUUCGUGGAAUUGAUAUAGACCCAAUUUUAUUUUACAACCAAAUUUUAUAAAAUCCCUAUGUCAUUAAACAUGGUACAGAUUUUGGUGUUCAAUCGAGUGACAUGGUACUUGAAUUCAAUUUUUUUUUUUAAACGGUUUUUAGUUGUGCAAUUUCAUGCCACAAAUUUGGCAAACGACAUGGGUUGUUGGCUUGUUGCGUGCGCGGUGGCUAUAGUUGUGCAUGUGUUUGGGUUGGGUUUGCCUUGUGGGUACAGGAAUACAAAGGUUAUGGUCCUUCUAGAAAAGAGAUCACUAAAACAGCUAAGGUAUGGUAUUGUUUGUUUUGAAUCUUUUGAAUAUGCCAACAAAGAAAAGAAUAUGCU
Molecule: messenger RNA, 988 nt
Organism: Rubroshorea leprosula
Lineage: Eukaryota; Viridiplantae; Streptophyta; Magnoliopsida; Malvales; Dipterocarpaceae
Source: the annotation of a GenBank genome assembly